AUGAAGAGGAAAAAAACAGAUUAUCACAGUGGAGAUCGAACUGAGAACAACAUCACUCCAGAAACACAAAAGGAUAAGCGAACAUUCAGCAAUGCAGGAGAGUUCUGUACAAAUUCUAUCACAAAUCAAGACAUUCCAUUGCGAUCAGUCUAUUACAGGAUGUUUGAGAGUAUUGAAGGAAGGAAUGUUCCACCGAAUACACAUUCCUUAUAUCAGCAAAUCAGCAUGUUAUCACCCCAGACACCAAGAAAUAAACGGAGAUGUUUACUUGGUCUUGAUAGUUUCUCUAACGAAACUUCAGACUCACCAAAACAGAGCAGUUGUUUGACGUUUAAGACAUCUCAAGUCCUGCAGCCACAUAAGCCAUUCUCAAUUGGUCUCUCAUUUGAGCAGAGAAAACAAAACAACAAAAGAAUUGUUGAUGAAACUGGUGACCUUGAAUUUGAUUGUAGCUCUCUAGAUACUACUGAUUCAGAAUCUGAAACUGAUGACGUAAAUUGUCCAUUUUCAAAACAUGGUUUACGUGAUAAACCUACGUCUACAGCAGCUACAGCAGAGCUAAACAAAGAUGAGUAUACUGAUGAGGGUGAUCCAAUUUACACAUGUUCACACUGUGGUGCUAUGAUGUGGUAUGGAGAACGUUUGAACAAACGACGGAAUGCUAAGAAUCCUACAUUUUCCUUAUGUUGUAUGCAAGGACAAGUGCAGUUGCCUUUACUAAAAGAACCACCAAGUGUUCUAAAACAGUUGAUUGAAGGUGAUGAUUCAGAAAGCAAGCAUUUCCAGAAGAAUAUGAGACCUUAUAACAUGAUCUUUUCAUUUACUUCACUUGGUGGGAAAGUAGAGAGAUCUGUUAAAAAGGGAAAAGGACCACCGAUGUUAGUUCUACAAGGUGAAAAUUAUCAUCUUAUGGGCAGUUUAGCUCCCAAUAGUGACAACCGAGCGAAGUUCGGACAGCUUUACAUAGCUGACACAGAAAAUGAAGUUGAGAACAGAGCUAAAUGUUUGAGCUCUGGUAGACAGGGGUUACAGACCAAUAAGAAGGAUAAUCUGAGGAAAGAUAUUAUUGAGAAGCUGAUGAAGAUGUUGGAUGAAGUGAAUCCAUAUGUUAAGCAGUUUAGAACAGCCAGAGAUCGAUUUAAAAUACAACCAGAAGAUUCGUUUCAUAUGAGGAUUGUAAGUAAUCGAUCUAAGGAUGGGAGGACAUAUGAUACCCCUACAGCUUCUGAAGUUGCUGCUCUCAUUCCAGGAGAUUUUUCUUUAGAUAUGGACCCGAGGGAUAUUGUUCUACAACGGAAAUCAGGUCAUCUACAGCGAAUAAAUGAGAUACAUGCUUCUUAUCUUGCCCUUCAGUAUCCUCUCUUAUUUACUUAUGGAGAAGAUGGAUUCAGACUUGGUAUCAAGAAAGGUGUAACAAAAGCUACAAAGAAACAGAAGAAGCCUAAUAUCAGUAUGCGUCAGUACUUUGCUUUUCGCCUUCAUGAACGUAAGAAUGAGUCUCAUUAUCUGUUGCAUUCGAGGAGACUAUUUCAGCAGUUCUUGGUGGAUGCGUACACUACUAUAGAGUCUAAUCGCCUACGCUAUCUGAGGUUUAAUCAGCCUACUUUGCGAUCCGAUAGUUAUGAUUCUAUCAAAGAGUCUGAGAAUGCAGGAAAGGUCGAUAUGAGUGAUCAAGGAUCAGAGUUCGUGUUGCCAGCAUCGUUCACAGGGAGUCCUAGAUAUAUGAAGAAUCUUUACUUGGAUGCUAUGACUGUAUGCAAGCAUUUUGGAUUUCCAGAUCUUUUCAUCACUUUCACUUGUAAUCCGAAAUGGCCAGAGAUCACAAGAUAUGUUAAGUCUCGGAAGCUAAAAGCUGAAGAUAGAUCAGACAUUGUUUGUAGAGUCUUCAAGAUGAAACUUGAUUCACUCAUGGAUGGUUUAACCAAAAAACACCUGCUUGGAAAGACUGUUGCAUCGAUGUACACGGUCGAGUUCCAAAAACGUGGUCUACCACACGCACACAUUCUCUUAUGGAUGAAUCCCGAGCACAAGUUUCCUACAACCGAUGACAUCGACAACAUCAUUUCUGCAGAGAUUCCUGAUAAAUUGAAAGAACCCGAGCUUUAUGAAGUUGUUAAGGAUAUGAUGAUUCACGGUCCUUGUGGUCCUGCCAAUAUGAAUUCUCCAUGUAUGGAGAAUGGGUUGUGCACUAAGUCAUUUCCUAAGCAAUUUGCUAAGCAGACCACUAUUAAUAAAGAAGGAUUUCCGGUUUAUAGGAGGCGAGAACAGUCAGAUAACUUUGUUCUGAAGAAUGGAGUAAAAUGUGACAAUCGGUUUGUUAUUCCAUAUAACAAGAGAUUAUCUCUACGUUUCCGAGCUCACAUUAAUGUGGAGUGGUGCAACCAAGCUGGAUCUAUCAAGUACUUAUUCAAGUACAUUAAUAAGGGACAAGAUCGUGUCACUAUUGCUGUGGAACCGCCAGAUCACAUUGUUGCUAAUGAGUUGGGCAAUGAAGAGAUUACUGUGGAAAAGAUGGAAAAGAAAAGAAAUGAACUGAAGGACUUUUUCGAUUGCAGAUAUGUGUCAUCUUGUGAAGGGGCUUGGCGAAUCUUCAAAUUUCCUAUUCACUAUCGAUCAACUGCUGUAGAGAAGCUUAUUUUCCAUCUGCCAGGAAAACAAGUGAUCACUUUUAAAGGAAAGGACAAGCUGAAAGCAGUGGUUAGUCGUAAGUUGAUUGAAAAGACUAUGUUCUUGGCAUGGUUCGAGUUGAAUAAGAUCGAUGAGUUUGCAAGAACACUGCUUUAUUCUCAGAUUCCUAUCUUCUAUAUCUUUGACAAAAAGACUAAGAAGUGGAAGAAGCGGAAAAGAGGUUUCUGUUUAGGAAGAAUAAAUUAUGCUCCGCGGAAACAAGAAGCCGCUUAUUUCUUGCGCAUUUUGCUGAACAUUGUGAGGGGUCCUACCAGUUAUGAUGACUUUAAGACCUUUAACGGAGUUCUCUAUCCUGAAUACAAAGAUGCAUGUUUUGCUCGUGGAUUAUUAGAUGAUGAUCAGGAGUACAUUGAUGAUCUUGUGAGGAGAAGCUACGAAUGCUCUGCAAGUGAUCUACGAGAGUUGUUUGUUAUUAUGCUUAUGAGUAACACUUUGUCUCUGCCAGAGGUCGUAUGGGAAAGCACUUGGCAGUUUUUGUCAGAAGAUAUAGAGCAUAACAGAAGAAAAUAUUUGAAUAGGCCAGGAUUAUGCUUGACCAACGAUGAGAAAAAGAAGUAUGCUUUACUAGAGAUUGAGAAGAUCUUGAGACGUAAUGGUACUUCUCUACCAAGAUUAACUACAAAGCCAAAACUGCCAAAGACAAGUGCUCAGGAUUUUAAUGUCUUGAUAGUGGAUGAGCGAAGUUAUUCUCGAGAAACAUUGCAAGAGACUCUUGACAGAGAUAUUCCGAAAAUGACAGAUGAGCAAAAGGAAAUUUAUGAUCAGAUCCUUGCUGCUGUGGACGAAAGGAACGGUGGAAUGUUUUUUCUUUAUGGAUUUGGUGGAACUGGGAAAACUUUUCUUUGGAAGUUACUUUCUGCGGCUAUUAGAUGUCGAGGAGAUAUUGUGAUAAACUGCGCAUCAAGUGGCAUUGCUUCUUUAUUACUACCUGGUGGUAGGACUGCUCAUUCAAGAUUUGGUAUUCCAUUAAAUCCAGACGAGUUUUCAUCGUGUACUAUAGAGCCUGGAAGUGAUCAAGCUAAUUUGAUCAGAGAAUCAUCACUCAUUAUAUGGGACGAAGCGCCGAUGAUGGGGAAACAUUGUUUUGAAGCGUUGGAUAGGACCUUUUCUGAUAUAGUUGGGAAGCAUGCGAGACAGCCUUUUGGUGGAAAGGUAAUUGUCUUUGGGGGUGACUUUAGGCAGGUUCUUCCUGUUAUAAAUAGAGCUGGUAGGGCUGAGAUCGUCUUAGCUUCUCUGAAUAAGUCAUAUCUUUGGGAGCACUGCAAAGUUUUGAAGCUCACCAAGAACAUGCGUUUGUUAUCAGAUGGUUUGUCACCAGAAGAUGCUGCGGAUCUUAGGAAUUUUUCGGAUUGGAUAUUAAAAAUUGGGGAUGGUAAACUUUCAGAGCCUAAUGAUGGUGAAGCGGAGAUAGAUAUUCCAUCAGAAUUUCUUAUUUCAGACUCCAAAGAUCCGAUAGAAGCAAUCAGCACAGCCGUUUAUGGCGAUACUGCUUCUCUACAUGAAAAGAAAGAGGCAAAGUUUUUUCAAGAGAGAGCUAUCUUAUGUCCGACUAAUGAAGAUGUCAAUAUUAUUAAUGACUACAUGCUGGAUCGGCUGGAUGGUGAGGAGAAGAUUUACUACAGUGCUGAUAGUAUAGACCCAAGAGAUAAGGGUUCAGUCAACAAUGAAGCAUUAGGAGCUGAUUUUCUUAACACUAUUAAGGUCUCUGGUUUACCGAAUCAUAGUCUUAGACUGAAGAUUGGUUGUCCAGUCAUGGUUCUGCGAAACAUUCAGCCACAUAAUGGGUUAAUGAACGGCACGAGACUACAGAUAACUCAACUCAUGGACUUUAUGAUUCAAGCUAGGAUCAUAACUGGAGAAAAGGUUGGAAAAUUAGUCUACAUUCCUAGAUUGUUGAUCGAACCAUCAGAUACUCGACUUCCUUUUAAGAUGCGCAGAAGGCAGUUGCCGCUGGCAGUGGCUUUUGCUAUUACAAUAAACAAAAGCCAAGGACAAUCCCUAUCAGAGGUUGGUAUUUAUUUACCAAGACCUGUGUUUUCACACGGACAACUCUAUGUGGCUGUGUCUAGGGUCACUUCUAAAAAAGGACUUAAAAUUCUGGCUCUCGACAAAGAUGGUAAACCUCAAAAGAAAACUACAAAUGUUGUCUUCAAAGAGGUUUUCGAUAACCUGGACAAAUAUCAGUGA
Messenger RNA from Raphanus sativus (radish), 4875 nucleotides. RefSeq lists its product as uncharacterized. Lineage: Eukaryota; Viridiplantae; Streptophyta; Magnoliopsida; Brassicales; Brassicaceae. The record is from RefSeq and is a predicted model, not a curated record. Gene Ontology annotation, biological process: DNA repair; telomere maintenance. The transcript has 10 exons. Bases 1 to 4875 code for a protein of 1624 amino acids. Gene Ontology annotation, molecular function: DNA helicase activity.